Messenger RNA from Hemiscyllium ocellatum (epaulette shark), 1738 nucleotides. RefSeq names its product acetyl-CoA acetyltransferase 1 (gene acat1). The coding region runs from base 75 to 1361 and encodes 428 amino acids. Gene Ontology annotation, biological process: fatty acid beta-oxidation. Gene Ontology annotation, molecular function: acetyl-CoA C-acetyltransferase activity. The transcript is spliced from 12 exons. Lineage: Eukaryota; Metazoa; Chordata; Chondrichthyes; Orectolobiformes; Hemiscylliidae. The record is from RefSeq and is a predicted model, not a curated record.
UGAUUGGGCGGUGAGGCAGCUCGCCUCCGAUUGGGUCGGUGGUCCUGCUCAAGGUGAAGGUGGUCGUUUGUGUGAUGGCGGGGGUGGUUCGUUUUGUGCUGGCGGCCAACGGACGGCUUCAGCGGUGGGACGUCGUGCCCCGGCUGCUGAUUGCAAAAUGUAAAAAUAGAGAAUAUUCAUCUGGACCCUCAUUAAAUGAAGUGGUCAUUGCAAGUGCCGCCAGAACCCCUGUUGGUUCAUUUAAAGGAUGUCUUUCCUCAUUAACAGCCACACAGCUUGGUUCAAUUUCGAUAAGAACUGCCAUUGAACGAGCAGGGAUUCCUCCAGAGGAAGUGAAUGAAGUGUACAUGGGCAAUGUUUUACAGGCUGGGGAAGGCCAAGCGCCUGCUAGACAAUCUGCCCUUGGUGCAGGCUUGCCAGUCUCUACACCUGCAACAACUGUCAACAAAGUUUGUGCCUCUGGAAUGAAAUCAAUCAUGCUGGCAGCACAAUGUCUUAUGUGUGGGCAUCAGGAGGUAAUGGUUGCUGGUGGGAUGGAGAGCAUGUCCAAUGUUCCAUAUGUGAUGGGCAGGGAAGCACCAGCUUAUGGAGGUGUCAAGUUGGAAGACCUGAUUGUAAAGGAUGGGUUAACUGAUGUCUACAACAAAAUUCACAUGGGUAACUGUGCUGAGAAUACUGCCAAAAAGUUUAAUAUUUCACGUGAAGAACAAGACUCUUAUGCAGUUAGUUCAUACACUAAGAGCAAAGCAGCUUGGGAUUCAAAACUGAUGGCAAAAGAAGUGGUUUCUGUCAGCAUUCCACAAAGAGGCAAACCAGAUCUAGUGAUCACUGAGGAUGAAGAAUACAAACGUGUAGACUUCAGUAAAGUUCCAAAAGUCAAACCAGUCUUCCAGAAAGAAAAUGGUACAAUUACAGCUGCUAAUGCAAGUACCUUAAAUGAUGGAGCAGCUGCUUUGGUACUAAUGACUGCUGAGGCAGCUAAAAGAUUAAAUGUUACACCAAUGGCCAGGAUUGUAGGUUUUGGAGAUGCUGCAGUGGAUCCAAUUGAUUUUCCAAUUGCUCCUGCUUUUGCUAUACCAAAGCUCCUUAAAACAACUGGCAUAAAAAAGGAAGAUAUUGCAAUGUGGGAGAUUAAUGAAGCAUUUAGUGUUGUUGUUCUGGCUAACAUUAAAAUGUUGGAGGUUGAACCUCAAAAAGUUAACAUCAAUGGUGGAGCAGUAUCUCUUGGUCAUCCCAUUGGAAUGUCUGGAACAAGAAUUGUUGGACAUAUGGCUUAUAAUCUAAAGCCUGGAGAAUACGGUGUGGCUGGAAUCUGUAAUGGAGGUGGUGGUGCUUCUUCAAUACUAAUUCAGCGCUUGUAAAAUAGUCAUUGAAUUGGAAAGGUAAUCAAGGAUUAAGCUGCUAAACAUUCACUGAAUAAUGAUGUAUGUAACAAAGCUUCAUUUAAUCAGUUGGAAACAUGACAUCUGCGGUCCUUCGAAUUGGUAAUGAAUGAAAUAUGCCUUACAACUUUUAUUGUACUUCAACUGUAUUCUGAUAAGUGCAAAUAUUUUAAGAUGAACUGUCCAAACAUGAAGUCAUUGCCCUUCUAACCAAAGCAUACAAGAUUAAUGUUUUUUAAACUGUCAGCUUUGUAUGAAAAGUGAAUUUUUCAAUGGAUUUGUAUUAGUUAAAUACAUGCUCAUUAAGAAAAGCAGAAGGCGUAAUUGUUACAACUGGCAUAUCAAUAAUGGUUGUC